Colletotrichum tamarilloi is the source of this 1206-nucleotide messenger RNA. RefSeq names its product NADH:flavin oxidoreductase/NADH oxidase. The record is from RefSeq and is a predicted model, not a curated record. Lineage: Eukaryota; Fungi; Ascomycota; Sordariomycetes; Glomerellales; Glomerellaceae. The coding region runs from base 1 to 1206 and encodes 401 amino acids. The transcript has 4 exons. Gene Ontology annotation, molecular function: FMN binding; oxidoreductase activity.
AUGUCAAACUCGGCAAUCGCGAAGCCAUUGACGUUAGCAUGUGGCCUUACUUUGCCCAACCGCCUCACAAAAGCGGCGAUGGCCGAGAACAUGGCCGACAGCGAAGGCUUACCCUCCCCUGCUUUCCACGCACCUUAUGCUGAAUGGGCCGAUGGUGGUUGGGGAUUGGUCUUGACCGGCAACGUGGAAGUCGACCAGAGGUACCUUGGUUCGCCCAAAGACAUUGCAUAUAAUGAUUCUAUUCCGUAUGAGCGGCAGCUGGAUGCCUGGAAGGCCUGGGCGAAGGUCUGCAACAAGAAUGGCACCCCGACCAUUGUCCAGGUCAACCAUCCUGGCCGCCAAUCUCCCCUUGGCGCUGGCAAGCGUGGCUUUUUUGAAAAGGCAAUUGCACCCAGUGCGAUACCUUUGAACUUUGGGCAAGGUCUUGUCGCGCGUCUUAUCAGCUCUUUGGUCUUCGGUACUCCUCGGCAAAUGACUGUUGCUGAUAUCAAAGAUGUUGUUCGUCGCUUCGCCCUGACGGCUAAAUUGGCGUCGGAAGCCGGUUUCGCCGGGAUGGAAAUUCAUGGCGCCCACGGCUACCUGCUAGCUCAAUUCAUGUCCGAAAAAAGCAACGAGCGAGCCGACGAAUACGGCGGAUCACCAGCCGCCCGUGUGAAGAUCGUUGUUGAAAUCAUCCGGGCGAUCCGUGAAGUGGUACCGAAGACCUUCUGUGUCGGAAUCAAAUUCAACUCGGUUGACCACCAGUCUCAACCUGAGCUCGAUGCCUGCAUCGAACAGCUCAAGUUGAUUACUGAUGCUGGGGUUGACUUUUUGGAGGUCAGCGGUGGCACAUACGAAGACCCCCUGUCAGACCGUACAAAGGCUCGCGAAGCUUUCUUCCUUGAGUUCGCUCGGGCGAUCCGCCGUGACUUCCCAGAUGUCCCCUUAAUGGUGACUGGCGGCUUUCGUAGCCGUCAAGGGAUGGAGGCGGCCCUUGCAAACAGAGGCUGCGAUCUCAUCGGACUAGGCAGGCCUGCAGUGUUGAACCCGGCACUACCAAAGAAUACCAUUCUUGCAGCUACUGUCAAGGACGAGGACGCUAAGUUGUACGUGCGCAAGAUCGAGGCGCCCUGGUUCACCAAGAAGUUUGGACUCAAGGCAAUUGGCGAGGGCGCUGCGACGGCCUGGUACGGGGCUGAAAUACGUAAGCUGGGAAAGGCAGAGUAG